AUCCGUCGGUCGUCCGAGCGAAACCGCUUCGGUGCGCUGCAGAUGAACGGCUGGUUGAGAAAAUGGAAAGCGACACGGCCGUCCGGAGAAUAAAACCCCCCGGGACUCCGCGCUACGGCGCGGAGGACGGAGAUGGAGCCUGUGGCCGGAACUGCGGGGAUAACGGCUACAGCGGCGACCCGAAGAGAAAGCCCGAAGUGAGGCUGCUCUUACUGCGGGAAGGACUGGCGGCUGCGCUGCUCUCUGGGUUUGUUUUGCUGCUGUGGGGACUCGUUCAUCUGUCGCUGCAGCAGCUUGUCAUCGGGAAGCCGAGCGGAGAGUUUAACGCGGAGAGAGCAAGGCGACACUUGGAGCAGAUCACCGGCGUCGGCCCUCGGCCCGUCGGCAGCCAGGAGAACGAGGUCCUGACGGUGGGCUACCUAUUGGAGCAGAUAGAGGACAUCCGGGCGAGGACGGCAGCGGGGCCUCACCAGGUCACCGUGGACGUCCAGCGCCCCACCGGUUCCUUCUCCAUUGACUUUCUAGGAGGCUUCACGAGUUUCUACGACCGCGUCACCAACAUCGCAGUGAAGCUCGAGCCCAAACGUGGAGCCCAGCACCUCAUGCUCGCCAACUGUCACUUUGACACCGUGGCCAACAGCCCAGGUGCCAGUGAUGAUGCGGUGAGCUGCGCUGUGAUGCUGGAAGUCCUCCACUCUCUGGCCAACCAGUCCACUCCUCUCCACCACGGCGUUGUCUUCCUCUUCAAUGGAGCCGAGGAAAAUGUCCUGCAGGCCAGUCAUGGUUUUAUUACCCAGCAUCCCUGGGCCAAACAAGUUCGUGCUUUCAUUAACUUGGAGGCUGCAGGCGUUGGCGGCAAGGAAGUUGUUUUCCAGACAGGGCCUGAGAACCCGUGGCUCGUCCAGGCUUACGUUCAUGCAGCCAAACACCCCUUCGCCUCGGUGGUCGGACAGGAGGUCUUUCAGAGCGGUGUCAUUCCCUCUGACACAGACUUCCGCAUUUAUAGGGACUUCGGAAACAUCCCAGGCAUCGAUCUUGCGUUCAUUGAAAACGGUUUUAUCUAUCACACCAAAUACGACACGGCCAACAGAAUACUGACAGACUCCAUCCAGAGAGCCGGUGACAACAUCUUGGCUGUUUUGAAGCACCUGGUAACGUCAGAGAAGCUGGCGGACUCCUCAGAGUAUCGCCAUGGGAACAUGGUGUUUUUUGACCUGCUGGGGGUGAUUGCCGUUGCCUAUCCAGCUCGCGUUGGCACCAUCAUCAACUACAUGGUUGCUGCAGCCACCUUCCUGUAUUUAGCCAAGAAGGCGUCUCUGCCCGGCAAUCGAGGUGGGCGUUAUGUUCGGGACCUGGCCUGUGCCACGGGUGUAGCGGUGCUGGGCUGGUUCGUCACUCUGCUGUUGGUGCUCAUUGUUGCUCUUCUGAUCACUCUGCUGGGACGCUCCAUGUUUUGGUACACUCACUUUUAUGCUGCCAUCUGCCUGUAUGGAGCUGCAGCCACCGGGAAAAUGAUUCUCAUCCACACACUGGCCAAAAACCUAUACUACGGAGGCGUCCGUCUGGUGGAGCUGGGCGAUCUGUAUUUUGAUGUGAGCUUGCUGCUCUGGUGCUGCAGCCUGGUGUGGCUCACCCAGCGGGGUCUGUGUUCAGCCUAUGUUCCCAUGCUGAUGGUGGCCUUCCCCCUGGUCACCAGGCUUCUGCUGACAACGGAAUUUAAACACAGAGGAGCAUCACUGAAGUACAGCGGCCUGUAUCUUUUGGGCCUGGCGCUUCCCUAUCUCCACUUCAUGUUCCUCAUCUGGGUGGUGUUUGAGAUUUUCACCCCCAUCAUGGGCCGCAGCGGCACAGAAAUCCCCCCUGAGGUGGUGAUGGCCUCUUUGGUCACUUUGGCAAUCGUUUUCCUCUCCUCUUACUUUCUGCAUUUUGUCUAUUUGGUGAGGAGCACUAAGUGGAUCCUGGCAGCUCUGGGCUCAUUGUUCGUUGUUAUGUUCCUUUUGGUGUCCGCCGGCCUCUUCUUUCCUUACUCCGGGAAUCCAAACAGCCCCCGGCCAAAGAGGAUAUUCCUGCAGCAUACGACUCGGACCUUCCACAACCUGCAGGGCCAGGUGGAGAGCAGAGACUCUGGCAUCUGGAUCAACAGCUUCGACUUCACCGCAGUUCAGCACAUCACUCCUCAGAUCCCCGAGAUCAACGACAGCAUCCGAACCCGCUGCCGAGAGGACCGGCCCUUCUGCGGUUACCCCUGGUUCCUGCCUGUGAAGUUCCUCAGCAGGAAGAACUGGUACCUUCCCGCCCCGGAAGUGUCUCCUGGUUCUCCGGUGGAUUUCAGCCUUAUGUCCAAGGAGGAGACGAGCUGGGGAACUGUCAAGAUGACUUUCAGUGUCAAAGGGCCCAGCCACAUGUCUCUGUAUCUGAUGCCUCACAGAGGAGCCAGUCUGUCCACCUGGUCUCUCGGUGACGGGACGCCUCAGUUUGACCUGAACGGAGAAUACUUUGUCUUCUAUUCCCACGGCCUCGAUGCCGCUAAAUGGACCUUUUGGUUUGAAAUACAGCCCCCCACAGAACCAGAUCCAGCCGGCCCUGAGGGGAUGAUCUCCGUUGCCAUAUCGACGCACUAUUUCUUCGGCGAAGACCGACGGACUGCUCAGCUGGAGGAAAUGCUCCGGAAGUUUCCCAUCUGGGCUUUCCCCUCAUCCUGGGUCAGUACCUACGACAUGUACCGGUACUGAGGACAUCGCUACUGAAACAGAGGAGCGGCGACGGCCCACUGAGACAGCUCAGAGAACGAAUCUGCUGCCUUUUACACUAAUACCCGCGCUGCGUGCCGCCCUGCCUGAGAGAGAGACCUCCAUCACUGUGUCGGCGGGCUGAGCGGCUGACUGAACAGCAUCGGCGCUCAGGCCACCACAAGCCUCGUGCUCUUUACUGGGUUAGUGAAACAAAGGAGUCUUAAUUUUGAUUUUUCUUCUUUCUUUUUUUUUGUACUCAGCUGUUCCUUUGAUUUCCACACUCUCACUCUUCUUCCCUCACGUUUCGUCCCUCUCACACGCAAGCGCUGAUUCACAUCGCAUGUGUAAGCCGCUCUGUUUACCAGCAAACCUCCCGGGCUGCCGUCACACUAAACGUGCCUCUGGAUCGGCUGCAGAUGUCUGUACUGUCCUGACGGGGAGACGCAAACCUGCUCUCAUGUCAGCUUCUUUUUAUUAAAUGAAAAAAACAAAAGGAGUUAAUCGUGCACUCCAUCAAAUAUAUGUUGCAAAUCCCGACGACUAACCAUGAAACUGCUUAUUGUUCCUUCCUGUCCUGCAGAUUUAAAGCAAACAGCAUCCACAGGUUUAAAUGAGAAAUGUUAAUAUCUGCUCAAGCUUUUAAAAGGCGUGCAGCAAAAUCAUAAAGAACUGACCGAAGUGUCAGUGUUUCUAAAGGUUCACUUGAAAAGAUAUUCAGAUGAUGGAUUUAACAGAGGAAGAAAGAAAUGAAGAGAAUCCCUUCUUUGUUUUUAUUUUCUUUUAAAAUGUGCUCCUGGAGUCUUUCAGUAACAAAGCUCUCCUGUUCUGUUCCACACCAAAGUGAUGCUUAUUAACAUUUCAUCUUGCUUUAACGUUACUUUUCUUAAAUCUGAUUAGCCUUCAUGGGGUCUGCAGCAGUUCCAGUGACUUUCUUUUCCUUAACUGGAUUUGUUUUGCGCCACUUGGUUGUUCUGUUGUCUCUUUCUGGCUCCAAAUGAAUCUAAGCAACGAGGAAGUUAUGCAUAUUAGUUAUAAUCUAAUUAAGUUCUUUAAUAGAACGGCGAAAGUUUAGUGAGCUUCAUACAAAUUUGCACAUUUAAUUAGGAAACACUACAGCAAAAACAUUCUUUGUUUUAAUUUCAUUUCCUUUGCUCCUCACGUUAGUGGACUGCUAUUUUACCAUAAUUUGUUCACUAAUUUUAGAUUUGAUGGAUUGCAACUUUUAAUAAGUAGCUCCACAGUUAUUCAAGGUAAAAAAAUCAUUACUUAAAAUUUUUAUGUGGCAGAUUUUUCACUUUGUAUAUUCCUGAAAUUAAGAAAUUAAAUUAUAUUCCUUUUUAAUUUUAUCUUUCUAAAAAUGGCCGUAUAUUUUAUGGAACACAUAUAAUUCAGCGUAAUUGUUAGGAUCUGAUGCAUUUUGUUAAAAUCCACAAAUAUUAUAUGACUUGUCAUAGAGAAUAAAGAGCUUCUCUAUGACAAUAUUAUAUGACUUGUCAUAUAAUAUUUGACAUUUCUUUGUCAUGCAGAUUCAUUUUUUUUGCCGAGAAAGAUUUACAGGAUGUUUGUUGGCUUGUUUCAGCUCCUCAUCGAAAAUGACCGUAAACAUUCAUAUGCAAAUCUUAAAUCCUGUUGUUAAUUUGAAAUAACCUGCUGUGACCUGACCAUAAUUAAACUUUAGAGGACAUAAGGCGUGUGUGAAUGUAAACCAAAAAUUCACUGGUGCUGCUAAAGGAAGCCUGUACGAUGUUUUUGUUUAAGUUGUUUCUGUUUUAUCUAAUUGUGGAGGAUCAUCUGUCUGAACAACAACCCAGCUAUUAACAGCCGCUUUAACCUUGAGACACAGUGAUCAACACCGUUAGUUAUUAAACCUGUUCUACAUUGAAUGUUAAUAUUUAGCUGGUGAUUUUGUAGAGUUAUAAACUAAAUGAUCUGAAUCUCAUCAAGUCCUGCAUUCAUAGAGAUCAUGCACUGAUCUGUUGCCUCCACCUUUGGUGUGAUUGAGGUGGAUUCGAGAUGAAACUUUGGGAAAUGUGAUUUAUUUUUGUUCAUUUAGCUACUUUCAUGCAGAAUAGAUGGCAGGACAGAAGGAGGCCUUAAGUUUUCUGCUUUCAAAGGAUGCACAGAAAGUUUUAGAGAUUCUAGUUGGUCUGCAAAUGUUGGAGAUUAAAAUCUCUCCCCUAAGUUCAUGUUGAAGUUGUUUUGCCUGCAACACAUGGCAUUCUGCAGCAGAUUGAGUUUAUUCUAUUAUUUGAGGAAUGGAAACAACAAAUUAAUAAAUUUUGAUGGUUUAUAGAAACAUAAUGAGAUAAAAGUUUUACCCAGCUGCUCUGGAACAGUUAAAGCUCUGUUCUUCCCCUCAUCAUAACAAAGUCCUGAAACAUACUAACAAACUUACCUAAAUUCAUUAUCAGUAUUUCAGUUUUUUUGUUUUAAUGAUUUCAUGAAUUUUGGAGUCAUAUUUUUCUUGCUGUGGCCUGAUAGCACAACAUAAUUAUUCUGUUAAUUCCAAAAACAGGAAGUGGGUGCACAAGCUUGGGUUUAUUUUGAGGCUUUUUUUAAGGAUUGGAUACACCCUACUAAUAUUUGGACAAAUCUCUUGUGUUUUACCACUAUCAUUUGGCUCAAUUCUGUCUGCAUUCUUGACUACUAUUCUUGGCUGAAAUAGGUAAAGUGUACAAUUUCCUGGCUUUUAAGUAAAUCCGUUGUCACCAGGAAUCGCUGCACAUCCAUUCCAGAAGCAUUGAUGUAAGUUUGGGAUGAUUUUCCAGCUGCAACAUGGAGCUGUGCCCAUUUUUCAGUGAUCUAACCCAAACUGUCCUCUUCAGAUGAAGGGGAAUUGGCUAAAAGAAAGUGGAAGCUUCUGGAACGCCAUUGUCAAUGUCUAAAGUUUAAACAAGUUGAACAUUAGCAUAGAAAAAGACAAGAAAGAUCCUGCUUCAAAGGCUCCUUUCUUUGCACCAUUCUGCCAUGAUGCUGCCACCACCAUAAUCCUCAACACACGUUGAAACUGAUUUCAUGCCCCACAUAGGUAGAGGUAAUCCUGUUUUAAAUGACAUUCGCUAUUUCAUAUGAGAAGAGUAUUGAGAAGACAUUCAAACAUUAGUUGUAUGUUGUGUAAUCGGGUCACUUUGUGGGAAAAACAAACUAAAAUAGACAAUUAAAAUACCCAAAUGAGGUUGAUUUGUCAACGUUGGGGUUAUCCUCUGAUCAGUCGGAAACAGCUUCUGAUAUUUGACGUCUUGGGUAACAUUACAACUUUCUCCUUGUGACCAUCUAUUGUGUUAAAAUUAGACGCCAGAUGUGAUGUAGGUGGACUUAAACGGCAAACAUCUACUAAUUUAGUUAAUAGUUUAAGUCCAUAUGCAGUAUUAAAGAAAAAAUACUGAAAGUAAAUAUUUUUCUAGACCUAGUUGAGAUUUGAAAGCAUAAACAAACUGUUAAAUAAAUCAUUCCUUUAUUUUCUGUGAACAUAUUCAGAGGUCCAGAGUAUUUCAAGGUGUUUUGAUAUUAAAUACGAGAAUGUUAGACAUGAAAGUUGUGACAUUUCCUCCUCCUGUGCUGCUGAUGCUCCCACUGUUUGACCACAGCUGCUCACAAGCCUUGUGCAAGACGAAUGAAAAGGUUUCCUUGAGAAAUUGAACUUUGAAAAUUUGAGCCGAUGAGGUAAUAAAACUGACCAAGCACUGAGUCUGUGUGUGUUGUAUUCUGCACAACCUCACACUUGGAUGUAGCUUUAUUGUCAUCGUUGAGAAAUCAACUGUACUCACUGAAAUGUCUUAAUGUCACUGAUUUCAAGACUUUUUUUUGUUACCUAAAUUGUUCGCUCAUGUUUGUUUUUUUUAAUGUUCUGAACGUUAACAGGAAGAUGGGUCAUUUUCAUCACCAAUAAGACAAAUGUUAGUCUUAUCAGUCAGCGGUGAUGUUGUUUUGUGGGACUGAUCUGGUUAACUGGGUUUCUAUCUGUUGAGAAGAUGAGAUUUUACAAUAUGCAAAAUGGUUGAACUAAAGUAGCACUUGUACAGAAAUUAAAAUGCUUCUAACUUUG
Xiphophorus maculatus (southern platyfish) is the source of this 6777-nucleotide messenger RNA. RefSeq names its product endoplasmic reticulum metallopeptidase 1 (gene ermp1). Gene Ontology annotation, biological process: proteolysis. NCBI's taxonomy places the organism in Eukaryota, Metazoa, Chordata, Actinopteri, Cyprinodontiformes, Poeciliidae. The coding region runs from base 63 to 2732 and encodes 889 amino acids. Gene Ontology annotation, molecular function: metalloexopeptidase activity. The record is from RefSeq and is a predicted model, not a curated record. The transcript has 15 exons.